GUUGGCUUCGAGGACUUGGGGUGCUUUACGUCACUUCCUGCUACAUGCUGCAUGAUGGCGGUGUCCAUGACAGAUCUGGCACAUUGACUUCGCCUGGAUGCUUGCAGUUUUUAACCUCCUCAAGAACUUUUCAAGGGAGAUUUAUCAGCAGUUUGACUAAACCAGAAUCAGCCAACAUUAGAUGAAGUGAAUCGCAGGUAAACCGCUCUCUGUCCUCAUUCGCUAAUGUUGCUGACAUUAGCUGUGAUACACUUGUCUGCUCAGAUGCCACUGCUAGCUGUUAGCUACAUGUUUACGCAAGGUUACAUGCCAUUUUUGUGUAACUACAUCAUACAUUUCCCACUAUUCAGGCUCUUACUAUCCUCUAAAUGUACCAUAUUUCACUCUUGUCUACAGAUCAUGGCGCUCUACAGACUGUCCUUCAGACUACGACACACGGUAGGAUCUCUGUGAACAGCUGAUUUAAUAUACAAAAACUAUAACUGCAUAACCAAUGAUCCCGCAUUGACAUUAUUUAUAAUACUCUAUAAUAGUUUGCAAAGAGAUACAUGUGUGUCCAGAUGUAGACUUCUGAAACCCAGUUUUAAAAAAACAUGUUGAUAAAGGUUAUUUUUUAACAUGGAUUUAAUCCUCCUGUAUGAAUAGUCUGAAUACUUCCAUUGUACUUCCAGAGGUGGACUGACAACAGAACAGAAAUUGGCCACAAGAAGUCAUGUUAAUAAAAAAUUUGACUCAGUAAACACACUCCACACAUACUUUGUUGGCCACUUUAACUAAAAAAGGGAUAAAAACUGAUCCUAAGUCGUCUUAUCGUCUUCUUAACUUAACAAUGCUUCACCUUACAUCUUCAAUGAAUGUUUCAUGUAAACUGCUGUUCUCUUUUUAGCAGAUGCUCUAAUUAGUGGGCAAAUUCUUGGUGUGUCACAACAAAAACAACCUGACCCUCCCUUAGCUCCACACAUCAGUUCUGCUUAACUUGUCAAAUACCCAUGUGAAUCAAAUAAUAUUUAUCUAUUUAUUUAUUUAAACAACACAGGAUUUUAAGCCAUUUUUUACUGAACUUAUUUUAACUUAUUUAUUUUAACUCUUGGCUUACUUAUUAAACAAAAACAAAACUCAUAAAAUUGACCAGAAUUUCUCUGAUGGCAGCUACAGUAUUGAGGUGGUUUAUUUCCAAUUAGUUGGGUUUCUACCUUAUCUUAUGCUUUGACAAAUCAAGACAGAACUUCAUCUUGUGUUAUGAUCAUUAUUCUGUCUUAACCGUACUCCUGGUAUAUCUCUGAUUUUGCCUUACUUGUCCAUCAGGGUUGGGCAUUUGAAGACAAAACAUUUGAAUAAAAAAAAAUGUCUGUGAUCUGACUUUUGCAGGUUAACCAUGCGAGGCCUCUUCAUGUUAGUGGAUGCGGGAAGCAGCAGGAGGCUGUGGUGGUAGAGUCAGAACCAGAGCCCCUCUCAGUUUUCAGAACACAGGAGAAUGAUCCGGUAAAGAGAUCUCACCAAACCAGUCAUUACACUAUCGGGUAUUAAGGUAAUCAUACUGUGCGAGUUAACUGUUUGUCCCUUCACAGGCAUGCCAAUCAGAGAAACACAUCGGUCAGUAUUUCACUCUGGACCCCGCACAUACCCGCACUAUUUUCCCUCAUGGGCUUCCUAAUCGCUUUCAACUUCAGGUAUGUCUUUGUAUCUGUGGUCAUUAAAUCUACUGAUAAGGAUUUUUUUAUAACAUUUUUCUUUUCAAGUAUUGUAACAUCUUCUUAUUAUGAUUUCAGAUGAAAACAUUUAAUGAAGCUUGUGUGAUGGUGAGGCAACCAGCUCUGGAGGUCAUCUCUUACCUGAAGAAAACAGACUUUAGCAAACCUCCUGUGCGGUAUUUAUUUUGUAUCCUUUCAUGCACCUGCUCGCACACACACACACACACACACACACACACACACACACACACACACACACAGUGAAACAGACUGGUCUUGUUCACCUUAUCGAAUUGUUCAGAUGGGUUAAAGGGCAGUGGGAAGACGAUGUCUCUCUGUCACACUGUCCACUUCUGCCACACACAAGGAUGGCUGGUGCUGCAUAUUCCUGAUGGUGAGACAAAGAGGAUACGCUAAGUAGUACACUAACAGCUUUGCCACCGUCAGUACAGAGUUAUAAUGUCCCAUUUUGUCUUUGCAGCUCACCUCUGGGUGAAGAACUGCAAGGAGCUGCUCCCCUCCUCUUUCAACCCCUCUCGCUUUGAUCAGCCGUUACAAGCCGCCGAAUGGUUACGAAACUUUAAGAUUACCAGCGAGCCGUUCCUCUCAAAGGUAAAAACUAUUAAGCAGUAUCACCAUCCAACAAUAUUUACAUUGGCUAAAGUUUUAAGCCUCGGUUGUGUCUUUUCGUCAUCUUCCUGCUGAUAAAAAACACUGUGAUUCAGCAAAAUGUACUGCUGUAUCAGGAAUGGUAUACACAGUUCAUAUGUCUGUCACAGCAGAAAUAAAGCAGCAUUAUGGGAGUUUAAUGGUUUUGGCUGAAGGGGAUAGUUUACAAUUAGAGUUUAAUGCAGUGUGGAUGGAAAGUCUUAAAGCACUCAGCCUGGCUCUUCCUUUGUAGGGAAGAAGAAGUGUUACAGGUAGUUGAUGGAAUAAUAUGAUGGAUUAUAUGCUGUUGAGUAAUCAUAUUUGUGUAAAACUGAUCAUAGGGUGUUUUUUUGCUGAAGAAGCUCUUACAAAGACAGUUUAUCUAAAAAUCUCUAUAAUGACCUCAGGCUAAAAGGUUUUGAGACACGUACAUGUUAGCUAUGGUUUAGUGAACUGUUUUGAUAUAUGGAUACCUGGAGGGUUAAAUAGAAGCUCACGGAAACAUGUUUGGUGAAUCUGUCUUGUGUGCUGUAUUGGUAAUGAGACUUUGCCGUCUCUCCUAGAUCAAGACAAAACAGCGCUAUGUGUGGACAAAGAGAGAGUACACUGAGGAGGGGAGUACACUAGCAGAGCUGGUGGAUAUGGUAAGUUUUCCAAAGUCCAAAUAAGUAAAAUUUUGUGUAUCGUGCCCUCACCUCUUGAGUUUACUCGAGAGGUUUUUUAUGUAUGUGUUGGAAACAUGUUUUAUCCAACUCUUCAAUCAGCUCGUAUUUUUGUCUCCGUUAGGUGUUAUUUCUUUCUGCAUUUCCUCUUAAAUGGGUCAUCUUUUGCUUCGCUUGUCUUUAUUGGUGAUCAAUAACCAAGAGACUCGCGUGGUGAUGGAUCAGUACAGAAUUUUUGGAUCUGACAAAGGCAGAGAAGAGCCACAGAUUUAUGUCCCAACUGUGAAAAUACCAUCUCUAUGAAUCAUUCUGCUCUACCACUUAGAGCACCGUCUGCUGUAUAAUAAUCUACUUUUUUUAAGACGCAUUAGUGCUGCUUUGUUUUUACAGACUUGUUAUGCAGUCUGAGUUUGAGUUCACAGUUGGAGGCGCUGUGAGCUUGCUGAAGGCUGUAAUCAGAUAUGAUAUUAAUUGCCAGUGUUUUGACAGCACUUUAAAGGAAAGGGAAAAAAAUCAAAGAAUUGUGAUUGUGUGCCAUUAUGCAACACGGGGAAGGUGAAUGAAAUUUUAAUGUGUCAAAGUCAUCAUGUGCUCCAGUGAUAUCCAACAUUAUGUAUCAUUUGUCACCCAGGAGCUACUGAAAGCCUUAUACGACUUUUCCACAUGUCUAGUAUUUUUUUCUAAGACUUCUAUACAAUGUUCGUGGGUCAAUAUGAUGGAGCCCCCCCCUUUUAAUUCCUGCUGUGUAGGAAGGCAUCAUAGUUGGGUUGGUGUUUCUCUGCCGCAGGGCAUAUCUCGCGUCAAGAGCAGCAGUGAUGUUGUGGGGGCGGUGAUAAAGGAGCUGAGGCUGCAGAGCGGGCAGCCGGAGUCAAACUUCCGCUUGGCUGUGGCUGUGGACGGUGUCAAUGCCCUGUGGGGAAGAUCCACCAUCAAAAAGGAGGACAAGAGUGCUGUAUGAAAACACAUCCACAGUGAUUCAAUUCUGGUUUUCAUGCUUCUCUGUCCACAGCGUGUAUAUCUUAUGCUUCUCUUUCUGUCCAUCAGGUAGAUCCAGACGAGCUCACUUUGGUUUAUAACUUGAGGAAGCUGAUGAGGAACGACUGGGUGAGUAGGAAACACUACAGCGCCAUAGUUUUACUACAUAUUUGACUUUUUUUUUUUCUCAAUAACAUUCACUCUCUCUGUCUUAGACUGGAGGCGCCAUCAUCACAACUCUGUCUCAGACAGGGUCUCUCUACACUUCAAGAACUGACUAUUUGCCUCAAGAGCUGCUGGGAGAGGUCAGAAGUCAUGUCUUUAUGUGCUUAAUAAUCUGCAGCAGAGCUUCCCUCGAGCUUUGACAGCAGAUUAGCCUUUUCCUUAUCUGUUCUAACCUCAGUCAUUAGUCGGGAAAUUGCAAACCUGCCCUUGAGAAAAGACUUCAGCUAUUCUUUCCUCUUUCUUUGUUUCAAGCAUCUCAACAACAAAACAGUCGAUUAUUUCCAGCAGUAUUACAAGUGUAUAGAUUAUGUGUGACAUUUGUCAACAAAGGAUGAGUCUCAGCCUUUGUUUUGUGUAUAAUUGCUUUCGUUUUGUACUGUCUGGACUGUUAAACGCGCAAGCAGUGUGUUUGUGGAACAGAAACUCUGCACCAUUAUAUCCGUUCAUGUGUCGGUUCCAUGCUCACUCCGUCAGCUUUGUUUACGUCGUUUCGUGCCUGAAACUCUCUAGAUUUGCAGCAUCAUACCUUGUGACCGUGUUGACCGUGCAGUGAUAAUAUUUUUAAUGUUGGUCCUUAUCUGAUGUCUGCAUGUCACAAGAUCCAUUUUCUAAUGGACCAAUAAAUCUACUCAGCCAUCUCUGUCUUUUAUGCGGCACAAUAACUGAACUGUAAAAGUCAGUGUAGGAUCUUAUAUCAUUCUUGACACACCAAAUACUAAAAAUGGUUGAUCUUAUUUUGUAGAACAAAGUAUUAUAAUGUUUUUCAUUUAAAACAUCUACACUCAUUUGGCACAUUUGUGUGAAAUAAAUCUGUGGACAUCUUUGUAUGUGUUUAUGUUGACCUCUCUCUGGCUUGUGCUCAUCAGAGGGGGUUUGACAAGAUGGAUCCAUUCGUCCCGGUGUCAGUGCCCAACUACAGCGAGAAGGAGUUUGAGAGCUGUUACCUCUAUUACAUGGACCGCCACUGGCUGCAGCAUCCACACAGUAAGUUACUCAUCAUUAGUCUUUGCUAUUUUUGAAAAUGAAAUACAAUUGAUGCUUUUUUUGGUAACAGUGAAUGUUAUUUUUCUCUUAUCAGGUCAAACUGAAGAAGGAAAGAAGGAAAUAAUCUUUCUGUGCAACCGAAACCCAUCGCUUAUGGAAAGAUUUUGUGCAACUCACUGAAGUUACAUGGAUACGAACCAUAAGUGGAUAUCAGUGUCUGAGAAAUACAAAAUCAAACAUCCAUGUCUGUAAUAUGUGACCCGCUGUAAAUUAUGAUGCCUGUGUGUGACUUUGAUAAUAAAAUCUUGACUAAAGUUUAAAAAAAA
Molecule: messenger RNA, 5511 nt
Organism: Xyrichtys novacula (pearly razorfish)
Lineage: Eukaryota; Metazoa; Chordata; Actinopteri; Labriformes; Labridae
Source: the annotation of a GenBank genome assembly